CGAUGAUUUGUUUUCCGGUGAGAGGAAAGUUAGGGUUUGAGUAAGAGAUAGAGUAAACAAGAAGGAAGAAAUUCACAUGUUUAAUCUUUCCCUUCUUAAUUAUCUUCACUUCAGAUUGAAUAUUAUUCUUUCCUGGUUUCCAAAUCUUCGAUCUUUCACACUAAAUUUGUUCUAAAACAUUGAGGAAGACGACGGUGAGGAUGGAAUUAGAGCAGCUUAAGAAGUCUGUAGAAGAGAACCCAGAUGACUCUUCUCUACAAUUCGAACUCGGUUUGUAUCUGUGGGAUAAUGGUGGAGAUUCAGAGAAAGCGGCGGAGCAUUUUGUGUUGUCGGCGAAAUCAGAUCCGAAUAAUGCAGUGGCGUUUAAGUAUUUAGGGCAUUACUACUCGCGUGUAACGCUUGAUCUUAAUCGAGCUGCUAAGUGUUAUCAGAGAGCAGUGUUGAUAAACCCUAAUGAUUCUGAUUCUGGAGAAGCUUUGUGCGAUUUAUUUGAUAGACAAGGGAAAGAGAUUUUGGAAAUUGCGGUUUGUCGUGACGCUUCUGAGAAGUCUCCUAAGGCUUUCUGGGCAUUUUGUAGAUUGGGUUAUAUUCAGCUUCAUCAGAAGAAGUGGUCUGAAGCUGUUCAGAGCCUACAGCAUGCAAUUAGAGGUUAUCCUACCAUGUCUGACUUGUGGGAAGUAAUUGUCCUUUUUCUCUUCUUCUAGUUAUUAACAUUUCCUUACAUUGUUUCUUUACUAUAUGACCGAAUUUGACAAGAAUUAUUUUUGUCUGUCUGUCAUUGCAGGCUCUAGGCCUUGCUUACCAGCGACUUGGAAUGUUUACUGCUGCUAUCAAGGCGUAUGGCCGCGCCAUAGAAUUAGAUGAGACCAAAAUUUUUGCAUUAGUGGAAAGUGCAAAUAUCUUUUUGAUGCUUGGCUCAUAUAGAAAGGGUGUGGAGCUAUUUGAGCAAGCACUGAAGAUUUCACCUCAGAAUAUUUCUGUGCUCUAUGGUCUUGCUUCUGGAUUGCUUAGUUGGUCAAAGGAAUGCAUAAAUUUGGGCGCAUUUGGAUGGGCAGCUUCGUUAUUGGAGGAUGCCCGUAAAGCUGCAAAAGCAAGCAGUGAACUGGCCAGCAGCAUGUCUUGUAUAUGGAAAUUGCAUGGAGAUAUUCAGCUUACAUACGCAAGAUGCUUUCCAUGGUCUGGUGGAACUGAAAACUCAGAAUUCACUUUGAAGACAUUUAGUGAUUCAAUUCUUUCUUGGAGAAGCAUUUGUUACUCAGCUGCAUUGUCAGCCAAAGCUUCUUACCAGCGAGCUCUACACUUAGCCCCUUGGCAAGCUAAUGUUUAUACCGACAUAGCCAUAACUUGUGAUCUUGUUUCAAGUUUAAGCGAUGACUCUGAUACUUCAAGUUCUUGGAAGCUACCAGAAAAGAUGGUGCUGGGAGCAUUAUUGCUGGAAUGUGAAAACUCGGAGUUCUGGGUUGCUUUGGGUUGUAUGUCUGAUAACAGUGCUUUGAAACUACAUGCUUUGAUCCGGGCAUUGCAUUUGGAUGUAUCUUUAGCCGUUGCUUGGGCUUUUAUGGGCCAGAUUUUCAGGGAAUCGGAUGAAAUGAAAUUUGCAAAGCAAGCUUUUGAUUGUGCUAGAAGCAUAGAUCCUACACUUGCGCUACCUUGGGCUGGCUCAGCUGAUACUUAUGCGAGGGAGUCAACAUCAGAUGAGGCUUUUGAGAGUUGUUUACGAGCUGCACAGAUAUCACCUCUUGCAGAAUUCCAAGUUGGUUUGGCAUGGCUUGCUUUGCUGCAGGGAAAUAUAUCAUCCCCGCAGAUUUUUGCUUGCAUUGAGCAGGCAGUGCAGCGCAGCCCUUAUUACCCUGAACCCCAUAACCUCCAUGGGCUAGUUUGCGAGGCAAGACAUAAUUAUCACACUGCCAUUGCUUCUUAUAGGCUAGCACUAGCUGCAAUGAGUAUUUAUCCCGAAAGUUCAGUAAAAUCUCAUGCUGGAAAAGUAUCUAUAAACUUGGUCAGGUCACUCAGCAAGGCAGGACGAUUCAAAGAAUCUGUUAUGGAAUGCGCUAAUUUGAAGUCAAAAGGUUUGCUUGAUGCCGGAGGUUUGCAAAUAUAUGCUUUCUCUCUGUGGAGGACUGGUCAGAAUGAUUCGGCUCUUUCAGUGAUUAGGGAUCUGGCUGGUAGGAUUUCUACCAGGGAAAAAACCUCCAUAGCCUUCCCAAUCAGCUUCAUCUGUAGUCUACUUUAUUGCAUAUCUGGGUUAGAUUCUGCUAUCACCAGCAUCCAGAAAAUGCCAAAGGAUUUCUUCCAGAGUUCGAAAAUCAGCUUUAUAGUAUCUGCCAUCCAUUCUCUUGAUCAGAGUGAUAGACUUCAGUCGAUUGUUGCAAGCACUCGUAGCUAUAUAACAUCACAAGAAGAAAUAGUUGCAAUGCACUAUUUGAUAGCACUCAGCAAAUUGCUGAAAACUGGAGCAGGAGAUUUCCUUGGAUAUGAGAAGGGGAUUGCCCACCUCAGCAAAGCUAUUCAUAUGUAUCCUCAUAGUAAUUUGAUAAGGAACCUGCUUGGAUAUAUUUUGUUAGCUGGUGAAGGAAUGAAAGAUGCAUGUACUGCUAGUAGAUGUUGUAUCAUAAAUGUCUCUGAGUGUGCAAAUAAGGAAGGUCUGAAGUCCGCAUUGGAGGUCCUUGGUGGAGGAUCAGUUGCUUGCAAUGUAAUUGGCAAUACAGCUCCUAGGUUCUCAUUUCCGACAUGCCAUUGUCAGUAUCUGAAUGCUCCUGUUGUUGUUGUAGAAUUGCAAAGAUUCUUGCAUCAAGAACCUUCGAACAGCAGUGUAAGAUACUUGCUUAUUCUGAAUCUCGUGCAGAAGGCACGUGAGCAGAGAUUUCCUCGCCAGCUUUGUAGGGCUAUUGAGCGUCUAAUAUCUGUGGCACUCUCUGAUGAGACAUGUUCGAAAGAAGGCGAAUAUAAAAAAUUCCAGCUUCUGCUUUGUGCUUCUGAGAUUAGUUUACAGAUGGGAAAUAUAGCAGAGUCCAUUAACCAUGCUCGAAAGGCUUCUUCCCUUUCUCUUCCAAGUAGCUAUCUAUUUCUAGGACAUUUACAACUUUGCCGUGCCUAUGCAGCAAAUGGGAGUACCAAAAACAUGCAAGAGGAAUACAGAGCGUGUUUGGAACUCAAGACUGACUCAAAUAUUGGUUGGAUUUGCCUGAAGCUCAUAGAAUCUCAGUAUAAUCUGGAACCUGAUGCUAACCUCUUAGAGAUGAGCCUACAAGAAUGCUCGAGCCAGAAGAAGAAUUCAUGGAAAGAAUGGAUGGCUGUAUACAGUUUAGCUCGUGGCUUAGAUUCUACAGGGAAAAAAGACUUUUUCUCAGCAGAGGAAUUCCUUGCACAAGCUUGUUCGUUGUUAAAUUCAGAGAGCUGUCUACUUCUCUGCCAUGGUGCUGUCUGCAUGGAGCUGGCUAGACAGUCUAAUGACUCGCAGUUUCUCUCACUAGCUGUAAAAAGUCUUAGCAAAGUUCAAGCGAGUUCAUUGUUUCCUUUGCCUAUCGUUUAUACAUUAUUAGCUCAAGCACAUGGAAGUCUUGGCUCUAAAGAGAAAUGGGAGAAGAAUCUUCGUCUGGAAUGGUUCUGCUGGCCUCCAGAAAUGAGACCUGCAGAAGUUUACUUCCAGAUGCAUAUACUCGCAAGACAAUCAGAAGACAGACCUGAAACCACUUCAGGGAUUGAAAACUACCAAAGUCCUGAGAAAUGGGUGAUUAGGGCUAUUCACACUGAUCCUUCUUGUCGGAGAUAUUGGAAAGUCUUGGAUAAGCUUGUUCAACAUCCCAUGAGCUGA
Arabidopsis thaliana (thale cress) is the source of this 3814-nucleotide messenger RNA. RefSeq names its product Tetratricopeptide repeat (TPR)-like superfamily protein. Bases 815 to 3814 code for a protein of 999 amino acids. NCBI's taxonomy places the organism in Eukaryota, Viridiplantae, Streptophyta, Magnoliopsida, Brassicales, Brassicaceae. The transcript has 18 exons. Gene Ontology annotation, cellular component: Ski complex; cytoplasm. The record is from RefSeq and is marked reviewed. Gene Ontology annotation, biological process: RNA catabolic process.